Prorocentrum cordatum is the source of this 705-nucleotide messenger RNA. NCBI's taxonomy places the organism in Eukaryota, Dinophyceae, Prorocentrales, Prorocentraceae. The record is from the annotation of a GenBank genome assembly.
AUGGCCCUGCGCGCCGUAUCUUGUACGACACUUUCAUGGAGCAGCUUUCGUAUCACUGCGCGACCCACAGUGAGAGCGACUCUGACGCCGCAGAGUGUGGCGAAUACAUGCAUAGCUCAGACGAGGAGGGAGAUGAGGUGGCUGACGCCGCCCUUCCCGAACAUGAUCUUCCUGCAGCUGAUUCUGGAGCCGCUGCCGCUGCUCGCCCAGCCCGCGUUCUGCAUGCUGCUGCUUGCCACGUCCAUCCCGAAGGCGUUCGGCAUGAAUGGGCUGUUCAUGGUGCUCCGUGCCAUCACUGCUCGGCCGACGCCGCCCUUCCCGAACCAGAUCUUCAGGAUGCUGCGUCAUUUCUGCAUGCUGCUGCUGGCAGCGGGCACGCUUGGGCGGUUUCUGGCGCUAUGUACCUUCGCCGCUCUGAUCUCCUCCAACUUCCAUACUGCUCCUCGUCUCUCGAUGGCCUGGCAGACGAAUUUGUAUGCCCCGCGUCGGAGCGUCAACAUGAUGUUCGUGCCGUUCCGCCGCGCGGAGUGGCGGAUGAUGCGCAUGACGUUGAGGCCUCCGCCGCCCGUCAAUGCAGCCCUGUGCCCCACACCUGGCACGCUCCAUCCCGCUCUUCCCUUAUUUCCUCUGCGCUUCCUCCCAUCCCUGCUUUUUCUUGCAUUUUGUCCAGCGCUCCCGAGCUACUCUCCCCGCGCGAUCUCAUAG